UCCCUUUAAGACAAAACAUAACAACUCAACAGCUGAUGCGAAACAUGGCGGCGGUAAACACAGACCCCAAAGCCACCGGAGAGCAAAUCAAAGCCAUUUUGCGCCGCUGCAGGGGUCGCCCGAGGCUGACCGACGCGGACCGGGCUCAGCGGCGGCUCGAGUCGCGGAAGAAGUACGAUGUGCGGCGCGUUUAUCUGGGAGAAGCGCAUCGGGUCUGGAGCGAGCUGCGCGGGCGCACGAGCCUGAGCGACGCGGGGCUCGCCGAGUAUCUGAUCCUGCUCGAUUCUGCAUAUGGAGAAAAAUACCAGCAGAAAUACGGCAAGAGAAAAACCCUUCCUGAACAAUGCAGCAGUCACAGGAAAGGGAAGAAGGUGUCUGCCACCAGUCUGCAGACCGUGGUGAGCUGGUAUCAGGGUCACUGUCAGUCAUGUCAGCAUGAGCCUGAGCUGCGGGCCGUGGAGCCCACUGUGGGAUUGUCUACAUCUGCACUGUGGCAGUGUGUGGCGGGGCAUUCGUUUGUGCAGAACCUGCCCUGGCCUGCAGGAGGCGAGUCCGAGUCAGACGUGGAGGACAGUGUUAUGGAGAAAGAUGAGGAGGACAGGCCUCCAGAGAAGAAAGCUGCUGUCAGUGAGAGUAUCAACACCCAAAGCAGGAAGCUGGAAAACCACGGGCAGCUGCAGGGUAUGAAAAUCUUACGCUGUGUUUAUAUCGUAUUUUCUCUGAUGAUGGUCUUGGAAGACGAUGAUCAUCAUGUGGAGCAUCAGAUGACAUGCACAUCCCUCAGUGAUCUCCCAGGGUCCCCUGCGGCCCACAGCAGUCCUCCCGCUCCCUCUGAGCGCUGUCUGAGCAGCCAGGCCGAGUGGGAGAUGGAGGUGCUCAUGGACCGAGAAGCCUCGAGUCAGGAUGCGGUGAGAGAGAGCGACCCUGUGAGGGAGCAGACGGACGCUUCGAGAACUUUAGAGAAGGCAGACAGCGGAGGCGGCUUGACGGAGAGUUACGGAUGUGUGCUUGUCACAGCACCCUUGACGGACGGACAGGAGAGUCAGGAUGGAGCCAGUUGUUCCAGAGAAGGCGGGGUGGAGGACGUUCCCUCGUUAGCAGCCGCCCCAGCGCAGAGCCAACUGUUUGAGAGUCAGGACCUGCAGACGGUGAUGGGCGGAUGUGAGCUGCCGGACCAGCGCUCCACACUGGGAGGAUCUCAGCUGAUCAUAAUUACGGGACCCAGUUACGAGGCUCUGACGUCUGAAGGCAUUCAGCUGAACGUGGGUGGUGGUGAUGUUGAGGAGGUCACAUGUACACUGAUCGGGGACGUGUCGUAUAAUCAGAUGUGUCAGACAGGACACAGCACCGAUCUGGCUGAGAAGCGGUUAUUGGAUCCCGGUGAAGAAACCCACUGUUCAGAAGAGCUUCAGCAGUCUCUCAGUAGGUCUAAGCGGAGCCGGCGGGGUCCAGUAAUCGAGGCGGACGGCAUGCUGAAGAUGUUCCACUGUCCGUAUGAAGGCUGCAGUCAGGUGUAUGUGGCUAUUAGCAGUUUCCAGAAUCAUGUGAACCUGGUGCACAGGAAGGGCAGGACCAAAGUUUGUCCUCAUCCAGGUUGCGGGAAGAAGUUUUAUCUCUCCAACCAUCUUCAUCGGCACAUGAUCAUACACUCAGGUGUGCGAGACUUUAUCUGUGAAACGUGUGGCAAGUCGUUUAAGCGCAAGAAUCACUUAGAGGUGCACAGACGAACACACACUGGAGAAACGCCGUUACAAUGUGAGAUAUGUGGGUAUCAGUGUCGACAGCGAGCGUCACUCAACUGGCACAUGAGGAAACACACGUCUGAAGCGCUUUUCAACUACACGUGCGAACACUGCGGCAAGCGCUUUGAGAAACUCGACAGUGUCAAGUUCCACAAACUCAAGAGCCAUCCAGACAAACAGCACACCUGAAAGACGCUUAAAGAAAAAAUCAUGAGUAUGUGAAAAGUUUUAUUAAGGCUGUGGAACAAAGUGUUUAUUUAGCAGUAAUUGCAUUUUUAGGUGCAUUUUUAUG
This is a messenger RNA of Cyprinus carpio (common carp), 2034 nucleotides long. RefSeq names its product zinc finger and BTB domain-containing protein 17-like. NCBI's taxonomy places the organism in Eukaryota, Metazoa, Chordata, Actinopteri, Cypriniformes, Cyprinidae. The record is from RefSeq and is a predicted model, not a curated record. Gene Ontology annotation, molecular function: transcription coregulator activity. Gene Ontology annotation, cellular component: nucleus. Gene Ontology annotation, biological process: regulation of transcription by RNA polymerase II. The transcript is spliced from 11 exons. The coding region runs from base 36 to 1931 and encodes 631 amino acids.